UCCCGACAAGUCAGCCAUAAGUCGCUCUUUUGCGUUCAGCCUUCUAGCUUAAUACACGAACAUGUUCUCGUUACUGUUGUUUCUGUGUAGCGCAGCGCUAGCCUACUUACUGAAGGUGAAUGGCGUUUGUUUCCCGCUGAUUCCCAUUAAUAGCAGACGUAUCGCAUGUAAAACCAAUACUAAUCAGUGUUAGGGUUCCCAUCAAAUUGUUUAAAAUUUCAAGGACGCUAAUAAAUAAUGAAAGAAAAAUGUUCCCUUUCUUCUGCGCUGUUUUCCUCUCAUCUGGGCUGUUUCUCGCUUUAUUCAGUAAGUAGUAAGACUGGAAUUAUACCUGAGCAUUAGUGCUACAGUCUGACAGUGCUAGGAAUUGACUGGGAAUUUUUCGCAAACAAAUUUUAAUAAUAAAUAAUUUAUUAGACUUAAAUCAUCACUUUAAUUCUCAUUUAUCAAUUUUCGAACGUAAUGCUAUUGUAUUGUUAUUGUGUACUGCACGGUAUAAAAUACUGAAAUAUGGUUGGAGCGCAAUGCUGUAAUUUUUCAAAAUAUUGUACCAAAUGCUGAAAUGUCAAUAAUGUUAUAGUGAAGAUAAGAAACUCUCUUUUAGCAAGGAGAAACAUAGAAAAAUUUAGAAAACAAUGUUCUUACACAAACGAACUCGACAUGAUAUGCAAUAACUUAUGACUUUUCAUAACUCUUUUUUUUUCAAUCAAAAAAUAACUAAUUAAAAUCAAACUGUGGAAUCAACUCGAUAAACAUGGAUUCAAUUUUAUUAUCUUAUUUAUUAUUUAAUUAUUGAAAAUUUCACUUUGUUGGAACCAUAAAAAAAAAAAUUAAUAAUUGUUUGGAUUAAAGUGGUGGAAAUAUGAUGAGCACUCACACUGUACAUAGUCAAGCUGUAGAAGCACCACCAUUCAUUAAUGCUUUGGAGUUUUGUCCUUUCGAACGUGCAUCUAACCUUAUAGCAAUUGCUAGUAAAGAUGGUCUCACAAUUGAAAGCUGUGAAUUUUCUGUAGAGAAAGAAGCUAAUGGUGGCUAUGCAAAGCAAAUAUCCAAAAAUCUUGUUCAUAAUAAUGUUAUACUUCAUAAGCUGAGAGUAUGCGAUCUGAAUUGUCUUGCCUGGUCCCCUGUUUCAAAUAUAAAACAUUUGCCAAACCUAAUUGUGAUUGCUACUGGAACUAAAACUGGAGUGAUCAAUGUAUAUACAGCAGAUCUGAAGGAAGAAGCUGUGGAAAAUUCACUUGAAGGCCAUACUGAUUGUGUAAAUCAUAUCUCAUUUGAGCCAAUAGAAGGUCAGGAGCUAGCUUCUGUGAGUGACGAUUACUCUUGCAAAGUUUGGGAUGUCGAUAGUGGUGAUGUUAUCGUGUCUUUCCCACUUCAGUAUCCCGGUGUGAGCGUAUGUUGGCACCCUGACCAAUCAGGCAAAUUGAUGGCAGCGGAACUAGGAGGUCGAAUAAGAUUUUACAAUGUACAUUUGAAACAGGCAAUACUCUCAGUUGACUGCAAAAAACACAGCUUAACUUCUGCAGACUGGUGCUGGUUGAAUCACAGUAAAGUUGGAGCUAGUGCAGAAAUGGAAUGGUUUCUUUGGGAUAUUACAAAAUCCUCAUAUCCACUUGAUUCACAGCAAGCUAAUUCUGGAGGUUGCAGAAAAUUACUCUGGUCUAAACACCACGAAGAUGUCUUUCUUACACUUGGUCAACCUCAAAACACUGUAAAAAUUUACCAUCUAGGUCAUCGUCAACCCAUUCUUCACAAAGUUCAUGAAACAAGCAUGUGUGCAUCAUGGCACAGCACUUUACCUAUAUGUGCAAUAGCUGGAAAUAAAGCUAUCCAUUUCUAUGACACGAAAAGUUGUACACAGUUUUGAAUAUUGUUUAAGGCCCACAAAAUUUAUAUAUCUUAGACACUGCCAAUUAGUAUGUUUCUUAUGCUUGUGAGAUUGCAAACAAAUGUAUGUACCAGCGUAAUAUAUUUUCUGGUUUUUGUCAUGCAAUUAUUUUCAACGAUUUUGAAUUGACUUUAUUUCCAACAAAAUCAUGAUUUAAAUUUAAAAAUAAAAUUUCAAAAAUCUUGAUUUUCAAUACAGAUAAUUUCUCAUUAUCUAGAAAUCCAUCAUUAUUUUUAAUUAGGGUUGAAUUAAUUCAUUGCAGCACAUCACUUGAUUACUUUUCGAUACUUUGUUUUCUAUCUCUAG
Molecule: messenger RNA, 2194 nt
Organism: Styela clava
Lineage: Eukaryota; Metazoa; Chordata; Ascidiacea; Stolidobranchia; Styelidae
Product: nucleoporin Nup37-like
Cellular component (GO): nuclear pore outer ring
Molecular function (GO): protein binding
Source: RefSeq, a predicted model, not a curated record